Messenger RNA from Planococcus citri (citrus mealybug), 4383 nucleotides. It is a transcript of the gene Pdk1, whose product is annotated as Phosphoinositide-dependent kinase 1. The transcript is spliced from 10 exons. NCBI's taxonomy places the organism in Eukaryota, Metazoa, Arthropoda, Insecta, Hemiptera, Pseudococcidae. Gene Ontology annotation, molecular function: protein serine/threonine kinase activity; ATP binding. The record is from RefSeq and is a predicted model, not a curated record. Gene Ontology annotation, biological process: peptidyl-serine phosphorylation; intracellular signal transduction. The coding region runs from base 445 to 2325 and encodes 626 amino acids.
CACGGCCGUGUCUAGCCAAAGUUUCCACCGUACUCUCGUACUACUACUAUACUCGGUUCACGUUCGUAAGUUAGUCUUUUAGAUUGGUUCUACUGUGUUUGUCGUACGUGCAAGUUCAAGUACUCGACAACGAUUGUGUGGUGUUAAAUUUUUUCGUGUAUGAAUAAUAUUGUGCGGCGCGAAUUUGAGUGUGAAAUUUAUACGUAAUAAAAAAGAGUUGAGCGUACGAUAGAUAAUUAUUUUUUGAAUUCGAUUCGCGAAUUUUUUUUCAUUUUGAAAAUAUACCUAUAAUUUUUUUAUGGCUGUAGUGUCAUCGAAUAGUGUGUUUUGUUUCGCUUUAUUAAUUGAUAAUAAUAAUAAUAAAAUAAUUUGUUAAUGAUUCAAACAACUAGCGACCAAUAUUCUAUGGCGUCUAGAUGAAAAACUUUAGAUUUUUUUCGUGUUAUGAUGGAAAGUAAUUCCAAAAUAACGAAUUGGUGUAGUGGCGGAAUCUUCCUACAUACGGUUACGAAAAUAUUCAAACUUGGGCGUCAGGAUAAAAAAUCUAAUAAAAAGAAAUUCAUUCCGAUCAUACGUAUGGCUCCUUUAUCGCCCAUGAGUGAAAAUGAGGCGGUGUUGAAGAAGACGACUUGUUGCAACGGUACAGCAGCCACGACGAUGGUAUCGCCGACUUCGACUCCUUCAGCUACGGCCGUCGUGCCGACCACAGCCAUUCCUACGACGCCUUCGGCGACAGCGGCGACCACUGUGACUUCUACGAAUACUGCCCAUACCCAUACCCCUUCGAAAACGACGACGACGACUGCGGCGCCGGCCACUGCCACUGCCACGCCAACGAUGCCACCUACCAAAAGAACACCGAACGAUUUCGUCUUCGGUAAAGUCAUCGGCGAAGGGAGUUAUUCGACGGUAUAUUUGACCAGAGAUAUUCACACGCAGAAACUAUUUGCGAUUAAAGUUUGCGAAAAGCAGCAUAUAAUUAGAGAAAAGAAGACCGAAUACGUUAAACGAGAAAAAGAUAUUUUAUAUUACUUGAGUAAUACGCCGUUCAUCGUGAAGCUUUUUUAUACGUUUCAAGAUGUCGAUAGAUUAUAUUUCGUACUAAGUUACGCCAAAAACGGCGAACUGUUGCCAUACAUCAAUAAAGUCGGAUCUUUCGACAUGGACUGCACGAAAUUCUACUCGGGCGAGAUCCUGGCCGCUUUAGAGUACCUGCACAACGCCAACGUAAUUCACCGCGAUUUGAAACCGGAAAACAUUCUGCUGGACGAGAAUAUGCACAUCAUGAUCACCGAUUUCGGCUCCGCUACCAUGUGCAAGCCGCCUCGCAAGAACGGCAUGUCGAACGGAUGCGGCCGAGGUGACGACGACGACGACGACGAAGAAGACGAACCUCGCAAGCGCAAGAAUAGUUUCGUCGGUACUGCCCAGUACGUGUCGCCGGAGCUGCUCACCGAUAAGCCAGUGUCUCCUAGUUCCGAUUUGUGGGCCUUCGGGUGCAUUAUUUAUCAAAUGAUCGCCGGAUUACCGCCGUUUAGAUCGAGAAGCGAAUAUAUCAUAUUCCAAAAGAUAACGAAAUUAGAAUACGAAUUUCCAGAUGGUUUCUGUGAAAAAGCCCGCGACUUAGUUGAAAAAUUACUGGUUCUCGAUUCGGACGAAAGGUUGGGCGCCAGAGAUACCACUCGUUACUCGUCGAUCAGAAGUCAUCCUUUCUACGAAGGCUUAGAUUUCGAAACUUUGCAAGAUACCACUCCUCCGCAAAUCUACCCUUACCUGCCAGGACGCGAUUCCGAUAGUCAAGAAUUACGUAGUCAUUACAGAGUACCGGAUAAUUUGGAACCGGGCUUGAACGAAAAACAGCUAACCAGACUGCUAGGCUUAGAUAUCAGGUGGGCCGAGCCCGAACAGCCACCUCAGACAGUCAGACCGCGCAAGAAAUCCGGUGUCAUGGAUUUAAACGCGGAAGAAAUCAAAGAACAGCUCGAGCAGCAGAAACGUUCCAGUAAAUGGGAUUCGAUGGUACAAGGCAAUCUGAUACUGAAACAAGGACUGAUCGAUAAACGAAAAGGUUUAUUUUCAAAACGGCGAAUGCUGCUGUUAACAAUGGGUCCUCAUUUAUAUUACGCGGAUCCGGUUACGCAUACGCUGAAAGGCGAAAUACCUUGGAGUCCUGAAUUAAGAAUAGAACCUAAAAACUUUAAAACAUUUUUCGUACACACUCCUAAUCGAACAUAUUACCUUGAAGAUCCGGAAGGUUACGCCCUAGAUUGGUGUAAAGCUAUCGAAGAAGUUCGAAUCACUACCUACGGAGCGGACAAUACAUAACGAUGAUUUAAACAACAACUUUAGAAUAAUUUAUUUAUUUAUUUAAAUUUUUAGUUCAUACGUUUCUCUUUCAUAUUUUUUUCUUUCGUUUUUUUUCUUUUUUUUUUUUACUACGUUAUGUAAAUUAAUCGCAAACGUGUUAAUUAAUUUAAUUCUGUUACGAAAAUUUCUCGUCUCCAGUCACAACGUAUUUUUUAUUCCGUUUUCGGAAUUUGGGCCUUCGAGGGACGAACGCGGUACAAAAAAUGCCAGCCGAAGUCGAAGUGUAAAAAACAAAAAAUCUGGUAUUCGUUUUUUUUUUGAAAAGAUUUUUACGAAAUACGACUCGGAUGUUGUAUUUUUGAUUUUUAUUUUCUCUCCUCGUAUGUUUAUUUUUUUUUUGUGAGGAGGGUAGUGUGAUUUCUGCAUCACUAUUCGGUUAUCCGGCCAGUCUUUUCGUAAAUAUCUUGUCGCGUUAUUAUUUAUAAUUAUUGCGACGUCUCGGUCGGGCAGGCAAAUAGAUCGAGACGUUGCGAGUAGUCUCUGUGAUAUUUGUUUCGUUAGGUUUUUUUUUCUUUUUUUUCUUUCUUUAUUCUACGAGGUAACUUUUUUCCUAUGUAUUGUGUAGUAAUGUUGUUUAUUAAUAUUUGCCUCGAAGACCGGAUUUUUUACUCGCCGAUACGACUCGGACUCCCUCCCUCGGCUCGAUGAUGAAAAAAAAACGUGUAGAAAUAUCUCGCGUAGUAGUAGCCAAUUAGGUAAUAAUAUGUAUUUUUUGUCAUCGCGUAUUUCCUCUUUCUCUCUCCCUGCUUGGAGGUGAAAAAGUCCCGAAAUUCGAAUAAAUCAACUUGAUACUGCCACUCUCGCGUAUAUUUAUAUUAUUUAAUUGUAAAUACAUUUAUAGUAUAAUAUUAAUCUAAUCCUACCUACCCUACCGGCGGAUUAAUCAAAACAAAAAAAAAGAAAGAAAUUCGUCGAGAGAGUAAAGAUGGACACGGCGCGUUCAAAGGUACCUUAGACUCGUUCUUUUUAUUAGUUACCUUUAAUAGUUACUUCGUGUGCGCGUGUGUUGUAUUUACUACUUUUUUUUUCUUAUAUUUUAUAAGGUAAUUUCUCUCUUUCCUUUAUUUUUUAUUAAUAAAAUUCGAAGCGAAAAUACGAAAAAAAAUAUAAAAAAAUUGAAAAAAAACUCACGCGAUGUAUAUUACACUCGUAUAUCGUUUUGUUACGCGAGAUGAUUUAUUUCUCCCUUUAUUUAUUUUUUUUUCUGACGAUUUAGGUCAUUUUCCCUGUGCCCGUGUUGGGUAAUUUGUUAAAUUAUUAGCGAUCUGAGCGUAUUUAAUUACCUCGAAUUUAUUUAUUUUUUUGUUGUAAAUAUUUAUAACCUCUGGAUUUUGUUUUUUCAUCCGUUUAUAGCGAAAUUGAUUUCAAGUGUAUAUAGAAUUAGCACACUUUUUUUCAUUUUUCUUUUUCUGUCUUUGAUCACUGUUUUUUUUUUCUCUCUCUAUUUCUUAUGUAUUUGGAAAACAGAGAGAAGUCGAGAUUUUUUAGGUAAGCAAAUUGUUACGUUAUGAAAAUGAUAACGAAAAAAUGGAAUUGAAUUUUCUGUUGUAAUAGUCAAAUGUGUUCAUACUAGAAUUUGUUUUUUCUACUAUUUAAAUACCCUCGAUUUUUUCUCCUCCUUUUUUGGAUUAAUAAGUUAACUCUUUUUUUUUUUUUUUUUUUUUCUAAUUUAUAUACUGGUGUUAAAACUAGUCAAAUUUUUUUUUGUCUUCAUUUUAGUACUAUUGAAAACGGUGGUUAGAGCGUGAUGUCGAUUUAAAAAAAAAAAAAAAAAAAGUAUGGCAACGCAAAAUCUAUGGUAAUAGAAUUUAUUAUCUUUUCAAUCGGUAUACAGGGUGUAACACAAAUGCUGAAAACACGUCGUUGAUUUAUAAAAAAAUUUCAAGUUGUUGAAUUUGUUGUUAUGUAAAAGAAUUAUACUACUUCGUAUACCAAUUUGUUUUUAGUAUACUAAUUAAUAUAUCGUCGUAAUCUGACUGAAUAUUUUGUAAUAAUGCAAUACAUUUUAAAAACUAA